Messenger RNA from Rhododendron vialii, 1741 nucleotides. Its product is annotated as protein SOSEKI 1. The record is from RefSeq and is a predicted model, not a curated record. NCBI's taxonomy places the organism in Eukaryota, Viridiplantae, Streptophyta, Magnoliopsida, Ericales, Ericaceae. Bases 194 to 1399 code for a protein of 401 amino acids. The transcript has 8 exons.
CACCUCUCUCUCUCUCUCUCUCUCUCUCUCUCUCUCUCUCUCUCUCUCUCUCUCUCUCUCUCUCUCUCAUUAGUGGAUACAUACUGCUGCAGAGAGAUGAUGGAUUUCAUGGGUACUGAGGAUAAGGAAAUUGCAGAAUAGUUGAAGGGAACAGAGUGGUAAUCUGUAUUCACAAGGAUAUAUAAUUGGUACCAUGGAAUUCACUCGUGAGGAGUUGGAGCUUAUCAAAAAACGGAUUGCUACAAGAAAAAUGGAAGCUCAAUGUGGUGGUGGUGGUGGUAGUGGAGAAAUGAGAAAAAUUCACAUAAUCUAUUUUCUCAGCCGAAAGGGUCGGACCGAACACCCCCAUCUCAUCAAAGUUCAUCAUCUCUCCAGAAAUGGCGUCCGUCUGCGUGAUGUCAAGAGAUGGCUUUCGGAAUUGCGAGGAAAAGACAUGCCUGAAUCAUUUGCUUGGUCUUACAAAAGGAGGUACAAGACUGGUUAUUUAUGGCAAGACUUGCUGGAUGAGGAUCUUAUUACUCCAAUCUCCGACAAUGAAUACGUCCUCAAAGGAUCCGAAAUUCCCUCCCUUGAUCUUUAUCUUCGUUCACCUAGUAAAAGCAGAGCCUCCUCCUUUCAAGAAGAUGAAGUUCAAGAACACCGCAAAUCAACAAUGGAAGCCCCGAAAAACUCAACGUGCGAAAUCGAAGAAGAAUCCCCCACGUUCGGCUCUGAGGCCUCCACGGUGACCGAUGAUUCAACGAAGCUCGAAGAGGAGAAGAAUAUUUCGGGAGAAAACAAACCGGAAACACCGAGAAAAAGCGACAAGAUCGAUAAUUCCUCCUCGUUUUACUCAAGUCUAUUGAACAAAAACAAUUCCAAGAAGACGAAGAAAAAUGACGCUUCUAACCCCACUAGCGCACCGGCUCCACCACCACCAACGCCGCGGUCAUCACAGUUCACCAAGAGCAAGAGCUACUCCGCCAACGUGUUCCGGAACUUGCUCUCGUGCGGCGCUGUGGACGCGAACGAAACCGCGAUGGUGACGAUAAACAGGCGCGAAAAGAACUCUUGCCACAUUAUUCCCCCGAAGAAGCCCGCGGAUGUCGAAAACAUUGCUGGUUAUGGAAAUGCAGCCAGGAUUUGCAGAGGAGACAAGUUGGGAGGGUCUGAGAGGGUAUUUAGGACAUCUUGGCACCAUGAACAGAAACCACAUCCCGAUGCAAGGAAAAGCUGUGAUGGGGGGAGGAGUUCAAGCAAUAGUACCAAGGGUGAAUUCAAUAAUCUGAAGCCAGUUUCUGCAGCUUACAAACCAAUCAAUGGCCCGAAUUGCGCACCUUUUCCAGAUUCGCGAACACGAAGGAGUGAUCAAAACAUGCAUGACAAUAAUAUGAUGCAGGCAAUGCGGGAAGAUGUUUAAGCCAGAGAAAUUGCACAAGCACAUGAAGUCGUGUAGAGGGAUGAAAUCCUUGGCCAAGGGUGCAACUUCAGCUUCUGUUUUGGAGACAAGAAGAUCGUCAGUGGAUUCCGCUUGCCAAGAAUCGGUUUCGGGCUAUUUCUUGACUGAUGGAAGUGAAUUUCAGUAGAAAACUAGAAACUACUGAUAAUUUUUACCAGGUCAUUUUUGUGCACAAAGAAAUAGUAUUUCACCAUUUUACUUUUACUUUCCCUCUUUCAUUGCUUUCUCGCGACGUAAAGUUCAAAGUAGGGAGGUUUAUGCAGUUGGUGAUCUUGGAAAUACAAAAUUUGGACUAAUUUAUCA